AUGAAUUUAGGUGAUGAUGAAAUAUGGGUUAAUCACACCAAAUUCGUUUGUCUUAUAGCAAAAUAAGACAAUGAGUAGAAUAAGUUAAUGAUUACAAAACAAGGGAUAAAUAGUAUUGAUAAAGAAAUAAGAGAAGAAUAUGUUGAUGAAAAAUCAAACAUUAAAGUCGAUCCAUUAGCUAAAAAAGGAGUUAGUGAUUUACUAGUAAGAUUAAAAUUAAAAUUAGCUCUUAAAUGAAUUAAAUGAAUUUAAUUGUCUUCAUGGAAUAAGAAUGAGAUAUUCUAAAAAACUUAUUUAUACAUAAAUAGGGGCUCCAAUUUUAGUAGCCAUUAAUCCAUAUUAAUACAUUCCUGAAUUUUAUGAUGAAAAAAUGGUAACAUUCUUUAAAAAAGAAAUGGGAAGGAUGCAUUAGUAUUCAUAUUCUAAAAAUUAGAAUUUCUAAAGAUAUCCUUUAACAAAAAUUAAGAGAUAUAGACCCUCAUCUCUUUAAAGUUGCUUAAAUGUCCUUAGAUCAACUGUUUGAAGAGUCUACAAAAACUAAUCUUAGAAUAUGCUCAAUGAUUAUAUCUGGAGAAAGUGGAUCAGGUAAAACAGAAUCAACUAAAAUUAUUCUCAAAUAUUUAGCUGCUGAAUCAUUAGGUUAAAAGUCCAAAACACCCUCUAUAGAAUAAUAAGUUUUUGCUUCUAAUCCACUUUUAGAGGCAUUUGGAAAUGCAAAAACAGCAAGAAAUGAUAAUUCUAGUAGAUUUGGAAAAUUUAUACAUUUAUAUUUUAAUCCUGUCACCAAAAGAAUUUCUAAUGCAAAAAUUGAUAACUAUUUAUUGGAAAAAAGCAGAGUUGUUAAAUUAAGUUCAGUUGAAAGAAAUUAUCACAUUUUCUAUUAAUUAAUUGCUGCUCAAAUCCCUGAACUAAGUAAGUAAUUAAAUAACCUUUAGAACUUGGAUAAGCUGAAUAGUAUCAUUAUUUAAAAUAAGGAGAUCUGAAAUACAAUAAAAAGGAACUUGAGGAAUUCAAAGAAACUAGUGAUUGUAUGGAUGAAAUGAACUUUACUCCACAAGAAAAACAAUAUAUUUUUUAAGCUCUUGCUGGAAUCUUACAUUUAGGAAACAUCUCUAUAUAAGGAGAUGCAAAUAAAUCAUUCAUAAUUGAAGACUUUUCUUUGAAAACCUCUUGUUAAUUAUUAGGACUUGAUUCUGAAGAUUUGAUUAGAAUAAUUUGCAAAGUUCAAACAGUUAUGGGAAAGGAAGUGAUUAUGAAAGAAAAUAAUAUAGAGGCAGCCGGUAGUGCAAGAGAUACACUCGUUAAGCAUAUUUAUGAGAAAUUAUUUAAUUGGUUAAUCGAAAGAGUUAAUGUAUAACUUUAAGCUUGUGGUUAAGUUUAAGUUCAAUAAAAUACAUCUUAAUAUAUGAUUGGUAUUCUAGAUAUUUUUGGUUUUGAAAUAUUUACAGAUGAAUAAGGAAUAUAGACAAACAGUUUUGAAUAAUUAAAUAUUAAUUUUACAAAUGAAAAACUCUAAUAACAUUUUAAUUCCCAUAUGUUAGAAACUGAAUAAAGUAUCAUAUUUAAUUCUAUCAAUUUAGGUGAAUAUAAUAUGGAAAGAAUAUAAUGGAAUCAAAUUAAAUUUCCUGAUAAUAAAUAAAUAAUUGAUGUAAUCGAGAAUUCAACUUUGUCCAUAUUUAAGUUACUUAUUGAUUAAACUAUUGCUCCUAAAGGUAAUGAUAGAGAAUUUAGUAAUUCAUUUAAAAAAUUACCAAGAUAUUGUGUUUUCAAUGUCUAAGACUUAUUGGCUUAGGAUUCAGAUAUCAAAGUAGAUAAAAAGCAUAAAACUGCUAAAUUUGAUUGGUUUGGAAUCAAACAUUUUGCUGGAUAUGUGAUUUAUAAUGUCUCUGGAUUUAUUGAUAAAAAUAAAGACACUAUCAAUCAAGAAGUUCAUAAAGUUUUGCCAACGAGCAAAAAUCCUAUUCUUAGAGAAAUCUGGAAAAGUCAUCAAAUUACAAAUACAAAUAUUAAAUAGAAUAAUGUCAUAACUAGAUUUUAAAACUCACUUUAAGAAUUACUUGGAAUACUUAAUAAAUCACUUCCUAAAUACAUUAGAUGUAUUAAGCCUAAUAAUACUAAAUCUGCCUUUGAAUUUGACGCUUAAGAAGUAAGAAGAUAAAUGAGAUGUGCUGGCUUAUUAGAAGCAAUCUAAAUUAGAAAGGCAGGGUAUGAAAUUCGACUUUAUCACAAUGAUUUUAUGAAGAAAUAUAGAUUUCUGAUUAAAGGUAAACCUACAAAUAUUAAUCAAAUGAUUAGAUUAUUGAACGAAAAUUAAAUAGUUAAAGAAAAAUUACAGAAAGAAUUAGAAGCCAAAAAUCUUUAGAUUGGAACAACUAAAAUUUUUAUGAAAGAAGGAUUAAGAGAUUUCUUAGAUUAACAGCUAGAAGAAUUUAGAAUUCAAAAGAAAAUUAAAAUUUAAAAAUUUGUUAAAAAAUACAUCUACAAAAAAACCAUUUUUUUAAAACUUAAAAUGCUUUUGUAAAGGCAUUAUAAAUUAUAAAGAUCAUGUAAAUGGUAUUUAUAUAAAGUUGUGUUUUUGGUAAAAAGAAUUAAAAAGAGGAAAAUACUCAACUCCUUUAUUUAAACAAUUUAAAAAUUUGAAAAGAAAAUAGUAGAAUUUUUUGCCUUUUAAAAAUUACAUGAUUAUGCCACUAUUUUAAUAUAGAGAGAUGCUGAAAUUUAGAGAUAAUAAUAAGAGCUAGAGAAAGAAUUAUAGAUAGAAAGUUCUGGAGAAAUCAAUAAAUCAGUCAAUAUAUCUUAAAAAUUAGUUGAAGAUGAUUCAAGUAUUAGUUAAUCUUAACCAAUUUAAUCUUUUAAUAUCAAAACAUUCACUAAACUUGACCCAGUAAGCAAUUCCGCUUCACAUUAUAUGCUUAAAAAGGCUCUGGAUGAGGCAACAUUAAAAUUAAAAUUAGAAUAAGAUAAAAGAAGAGAUUUGGAAGAUUAGGUAGAAAAAUUAUAAAAUAAUCUAAAAUAAUUUGAAUCCUCAGGCAGAGAAACUUUAAAUCCUUCUGCAUUUGGAUAAUUAGAAGACAUAUUUACUUUAUAAAAAUUAACAGAAGAAAAGAAAAUGUUGGAAGUUUAAGUAGAAUAAUUAUAAUUUGAGAAAAAAAGAAUUGGAAAAUCUGUACUAUAUUCAUAUCAUAUUUUAGAGUUUUGAUUAAAUUUAAAAUUUAAGCCUCUAAUUAGCUCAUGCCUAACACACUAAUGAAGUUUUAACUGAGGAUUAUGUAAAUAAAUUUAAUGCUAAUUAAGAAAUUGAGGAAAAGUUAAAAGAUGAAUGGAAUUAAGAAAGAAGACAAUUAGCUAGAGAAUUGGAGGAUUGUAAAAAGGCUUUAUCUAAUUAAAAUAAAAUUGCUUAAAAAGAUAUUUAAAGAAUUAAGAUGGAAUAUGAUAGAGAAAAAUUGAGGGUAGCUGAAUUAGAAAGUGAAGUUUUAAAAGCUAAAUAAAUUAGCGAACUAUAAUUGAAAGAUUCAUAAGUUGAAAUUUAAUUAAAGGAUUAAACAAUAUCCUAAUUGAAUAAUUAAAUCAAAGAAUAUAAUACUAGAUCUCUUAUUCAAUCUUAAGUUAUCAGUUAAAUUAAUGAUACUCCUGAAGUAAUUUAAGAACUCAAUGAAAAAAUUAUAACAUUAUCAGCUACUUUAAAAAAAAGAGAAUUUGAAUAAAGUAGAAAUAAAAAGCUUAUACAUACAAUGAAUCAUCUUGUUAAGCUGAAAAUUAUUGAAGUUAAUGCUCUUCAUAAGCAUUUUAAUAUUGUGCAUGAAUAAUAAAAAUAAGUAUUAUAUAUAUUCAUUUUAUUAAGGAAAUUUAUCAGCCAAUAGCUUAUUUCAUGGAAAAAGAAAAAAUAUUGAUAAAAUAAUUUGAAGAACUAGUUAAAUAGAUGAAUUAAGAAUCGACAGGGCAUGCAGAAAAUUAAUAAAAAAAUGGAUGA
Messenger RNA from Paramecium primaurelia, 3970 nucleotides. Lineage: Eukaryota; Ciliophora; Oligohymenophorea; Peniculida; Parameciidae. The record is from the annotation of a GenBank genome assembly.